Messenger RNA from Ectocarpus siliculosus, 216 nucleotides. NCBI's taxonomy places the organism in Eukaryota, Phaeophyceae, Ectocarpales, Ectocarpaceae. The record is from the annotation of a GenBank genome assembly.
AUGCCUUCCGGUGACGAUCCAGCGGCAGCGUACCCAGGCGCGACCGCCCCCCACGUGGUCCCCUCUGACACGAGAUCGAGCAUCGGCAGCAGGGCGAUGGAAGGCAAGCUGGCGGACGCGAUGGAGCACUGCCGGUUUGCCAUCCGGGCGCUGGAGUUUAGGGACGCGGAUUCUGCGGCUCAGAAGCUGCGAGAGGCUUUGCAGAAGCUCACGUAG